ACUGCUUCUAAAAAGACAAAAGCCAAACUCUCCAUGUAUCUGUAGCCUCUACCAAACCAAAAUCUUCCCGAUCUGAUUGGCCCCCGAACAAUUAUUUCUCCAACAUCACCACAUAUUAACGAUUCUGCCAUUGCAGAAUCAUCCUUCAGCAAAUGGGAUCCUUUUUAUUUCCCUGAUCUUCAAAGAGGAUGUCCCAAGCUGAUGUCUCUUACAGUUGUGGGUCUUGUGGAUACCCUUUGAACUUGACAUCUUCUAACCGAAUCACCUCUGGCAUGGGCUCUGAAUAUCGCAAAUCCAUAAAGAAAGGUUUUAUCUCAUUUCUAUCUGUUGAUCUUAGUCGAUUCACUCAGGUCGAUCAGGUACAUUGCUUUCCGGUCAGUUGGGGCCGUUACCUUUCAAAAACUAAACUCCUUUGUCGUAAAUGUGGGGUUCAUAUAGGCUAUGGUUAUGGAGAUGCACCUGCUCUUUGUGGUUUUGACUCCCCGAACCCAUCUAGUGCUGCUUAUAAAAAGUUUGCUAUAAAGAUCCGAGCUCUACAGCCCUCAGAAGAGUGCUAACAAGGUUGACAUGGAAGAGCCAUUAAUGGAUGGUGCUACCUCCAUCAUGCACCUACCUGAUGAUUGCCUCUCUUUUAUUUUCAAUUAUCUUGACUGUAGGUCUGACCGUGAAUCAUUUGGGCUAACUUGCCACCGCUGGCUUAAUAUUCAAAACUUGAAUCGUCGAUCCUUACAAUUUCCGUGUUCUUUCAGUAUUAUUGGCCCUUCCUCAUUAUCUCAGAGCAGUAUUGACAUCAAUUCCUUCCAUCUUUACAAGAUUCUCACCCGUUUUCAGCAUUUAGAGUAUUUAUCUCUUUCUGGUUGCAUAGAACUACCUGAUUCAGGCCUAACCUACUUGAAAUAUUAUGGUUCAAGAUUGCAAACUCUAUGUCUGGAUUGUUGUUUUGGAAUCACUGAUUAUGGGCUUUCCCUGGUUGGUAUUGGCUGCCCCUCCUUGACUGUCAUUAGUCUUUAUCGAUGCAACAUUACUGAUGCUGCUCUGGAAGCUUUAGCUAGUACUUGUUUGGCUUUGAAGCACGUGAAUCUUGCUUAUUGCCCGCGCAUUUCAGACUCUGGGUUAAGAGCUCUUUCGCAAGGAUGCCGUCAGCUCAGUGCAAUUAAGAUAUCGAAUUGCAGGGCUGUAAGUGGUGUUGGCUUUAGGGGUUGUUCAUCAACUCUGGUUUAUCUAGAUGCUGAAUUUUGUAAUCUUGAACUAGAAGGAAUAAUGGGGAUUGUUAGUGGAGGUGGGCUUAAGUUUUUAAACAUUGCUGGUUUGAGUUCAUUGAGCCUCAAAGAUGAAUUGGCAGCAAUUGGGAAUGGAUUUGCGGCAGGGCUUAAAAUCCUUAGUCUUCGAAUGUGUAGAACUGUUAGUGAUGCUUCUAUUGUUGCAAUAGCAAAGGGGUGUCCACUACUUACAGAGUGGAACCUGGCAUUGUGUCAUGAGGUUAGGUUUUCAGGCUGGGCUUCCAUUGGGUUAAAUUGCCACAAUUUAGAGAAACUUCACGUGAACCGCUGCCGAAAUUUAUGUGAUCGAGGGUUACAGGCCCUGCGAGAUGGCUGCGAACGGCUUUCUGUUUUGUACAUGAAUCGAAAUAGUAGGAUAUCAGAUAUAGCAGUGGAGUUGUUUAAAUUGUAUAGAGGCGAUGUUGAGAUCAAGGGAGAAGAAGUGAUGUCUAUAGGGCCUCAUUGGGACAGACUAGACUAUGAUGAGUAAGAGAUUGACUAUCUUAUAUGGCAUGGAAAGCUGUUGAUACUAAUGUGUACCAGUCAAGUUGUUGCAAUUUCUAUCUUGAUUGAUAAGGUCACCUCUAACAUUAAGUUAGUUAGUUGCAUUGAUAAAUAUAUUUGAUUAUUUGAACAGAAAGAAGUUAAAAUGAUGUAAGGUUUUCUUAGAGCGUGAGAUUUUUCUUAACCUUUAUUAUUAUUAUUAUUCUUUGAAUUGCAAUCUUGUAUUCAGUAAAGAUGAAAAAAGAACACCUUGUUUAAGAACAUUAUGAUACCUCACUUGUGUUUGGCCAAAGAGACUGCCACACUUUAAUUUUUGUAACUGUCCGAUCUUUAGUCUA
Molecule: messenger RNA, 2101 nt
Organism: Theobroma cacao (cacao)
Lineage: Eukaryota; Viridiplantae; Streptophyta; Magnoliopsida; Malvales; Malvaceae
Product: RNI-like superfamily protein
Biological process (GO): SCF-dependent proteasomal ubiquitin-dependent protein catabolic process
Cellular component (GO): SCF ubiquitin ligase complex
Molecular function (GO): protein binding
Source: RefSeq, a predicted model, not a curated record